Molecule: messenger RNA, 1700 nt
Organism: Daldinia loculata
Lineage: Eukaryota; Fungi; Ascomycota; Sordariomycetes; Xylariales; Hypoxylaceae
Exons: 2
Coding region: 158-1543 (461 amino acids)
Biological process (GO): tRNA wobble position uridine thiolation
Cellular component (GO): cytosol
Molecular function (GO): tRNA binding; sulfurtransferase activity
Source: RefSeq, a predicted model, not a curated record
GAUAAAUAAAUUACUACCAACACUUAAACGCUAUUAUAAGACUAAGUCAUCCCUGUGCCGUUAAUUAGUAUUCUUCUCUAUCCUCAAUAAAUUCCGUCUCCACCCAACCCAGAAAUCUUCAUCGGAGGGGUACAUACAUAGACUAGACCUCGUCCCAAUGACGACAGCGGCAUCAACCCCGGCCGAGACGGCGGGGUCCUCCCGGCCCUGCAACCGGUGCAAGGACCACGAAGGCACCAUCGACUUGCGGGGUGCCGAGUCCGUGUGCAAAACAUGCUUCGCAUACUACGUCUCCAGCAAAGCCAUCAAGCGCCUCGAGGCCCUGCAGCGCGAAACCGCCGCGCCUAGGUCUACCAAGGGCCCUAGGCGGCCGCAGCGGUACCUAGUCGGGUUGUCGUGCGGGCCGUCGUCGACGGCGUUGCUGCACGUUUUAACGGAGAAUGUGCGGCAGCAGCGUGAUAGGGGGCAGAAGACGUCGCGGUUUGAGUAUUUUGCUGUGCAUGUUGUCGACGAUACUAUUCCUUCUUCUGUAAGGGGGGGAGGAAGAGAUGGGGAUGGAGAAGAAGAUCCCUAUAUCGCCGCCUUCCGCACCCGCUUCCCAGACGCAAACCUGCAGACCGUGCCCCUGAGCUCCGCGCUCGAUUUACCUUCUAUCGACUGGACCUCCCUCCCUACUCCUCCCACACCCACCACCCCCUCCCCCUCCCACCGCCUCUCCCAAAUCCUCCAAUCCCUCCCCUCCACAACCUCCCGCGCCGACAUCCACCGCCUCCUAAUCCGCCACGUCCUCCUCGCCGCCUCCAGCGCCCGAAGCUGCGACGCGCUCCUCCUCGGCCACAGCACCACCUCCCUCGCCGAGCUGACCCUCUCCGAGACGGCCAAAGGUCGGGGUUUCUCCUUACCAUGGCUCGUCAACGACGGCGCGGUCCCGGUCCCUUCUAGUCUGAACCACGGGUUCCCCGAAGGUUUCCCCAGCGAUAGUAACAACAACAACAACAACAACAACAUUGCUACCACCAACGGCAUUCCGACCGAGACCGCCGGACACCUCCCGAUCUACAGCCCGCUGCGCGAGCUGUUCCGCAAGGAACUCGUGCUGUAUCUCUCGCAGACGUCGCCGGCGCUUAUCGGUCUUUUACCGCCGGGUGAAGCGGCUAGGAUUAACAGUGCUGCUGCUAACGGGAGCGGGGGUGUAGGCGCGGUAGUUUCGCACCGAGACCUAAGUAUCGACGACGUGCUAGGGCGGUAUUUCAGCGAAGUCGAAGCUAGUUACCCUUCCGUCGUCGCGAACGUCGUACGCACGACAGGGAAAUUAUUGCGGCGGCCUGUGGAUACUGAUCAUAGUCACGACCACGAGGGGAAUAUUACAAGUAGUAAUGCUAAUAACGGGCGAACUAACUGCGGUCUCUGCGGCGCACCAGUCGACGAACUAGGCGACGAGCGCUGGCGGGGUGAAAUCGGCGACGACGAGGACGAGAACAGGAACAGAGCGGAGACUAGACGGAAGCUAUGCUACGGAUGCCAACGGUCUAUACGUGGAUAGAAUAUAGCUAGCUUACCUCCAUAUAUCUCGGCACUUCCCUGCCUUCACCUUGACAAGCAAUAAGAAAAACCGGUGGCUAAAAGCAAGCCUAUGAAUGACAAAAUCUUUCUUUCUUCUACAUACUCCGCUUCCAGUAGAAAAAUACCAGUAGUAAAUC